AUGAGAAAGCCUAGCAAGGCCGCCUUGGGGUCGAGAUUAAACAUGACAUUUUCAACCAAUACGAGACGUAUUGCCGCAGUUGCUGUGGCUCUUGUCAUACUGUUCCUCCUCCUGCGGCCGACGUCAUCGUCCUCAUUCGAUUCUGACUUGAUCCAUUCGACAGCUCAAUCGGCAGACCGGCCUUCUAGAUCAUAUCCUCCUCCGAAACCCGGGCAGAAGUCUACCUCAGAAGAGAGCGCGCCGCGAGCCCUUGUCUCAAAGCCCUUGCGAGAACGCCUACGCUACCAUUUCCCAUACGAUAUCGAGAGCAAGUUCCCCGCGUAUGUAUGGCAGACGUGGAAAGAAGGCCCCGGGUCCGGCAAAUUUGAAGCAAGAUUAAGACCGUUUGAAGCAACUUGGACAACGUUACAUCCUUGGUUCGUCCACGAAGUGGUCACAGACGACGCUGCCGUUCACCUCAUCAACUAUCUGUAUGCAUCCAUACCCGAUGUGGUCGAAGCUUACGAAGCUAUGCCUCUGCCAGUACUCAAGGCUGAUUUCUUUCGUUACUUGAUCUUGCUCGCGCGGGGUGGUAUAUACAGUGAUAUCGACACUUCAGCCCUAAAAUCUGCCACCGAAUGGCUUCCCGAAAGCCUCGACAAGUCUCAGAUUGGCCUCGUGGUCGGAAUCGAGGCUGACCCGGAUAGGCCAGACUGGAACGAAUGGUAUGCUAGAAGAAUACAAUUCUGCCAGUGGACGAUCCAGUCUAAGCCAGGACAUCCUGUGUUGAGAGAUAUCGUGGCCACUGUCACCGAAGAUACCUUGGCCAUGAAAAAAGCUGGCCGUCUGCAAGUGGGCAAGACUCCCGACAAGAGCAUCAUGGAGUUUACUGGCCCUGGGGUCUGGACCGACGCUCUGUUCUCAUAUUUCAACAACAGGGAUUUCUUCGACUUUAGUUCGCGAACAUCAAAUAUCACCUAUUCGGAUUUCUUUGCCAUCACGGAACAUAAGAAAAUUGGCGAUGUCAUCGUGCUGCCAAUUACGAGUUUCAGUCCAGGAGUCGGCCAGAUGGGUGCUGAAGGUCCAGAUCACCCUAUGGCGUUUGUAAAACAUGAAUUUGACGGAUCAUGGAAGCCAGCUGACGAACGUAUGAACAGCGUAUAG
This is a messenger RNA of Exophiala spinifera, 1143 nucleotides long. RefSeq lists its product as uncharacterized. The transcript is spliced from 2 exons. The record is from RefSeq and is a predicted model, not a curated record. Gene Ontology annotation, biological process: protein N-linked glycosylation. Bases 1 to 1143 code for a protein of 380 amino acids. NCBI's taxonomy places the organism in Eukaryota, Fungi, Ascomycota, Eurotiomycetes, Chaetothyriales, Herpotrichiellaceae. Gene Ontology annotation, cellular component: mannan polymerase complex. Gene Ontology annotation, molecular function: alpha-1,6-mannosyltransferase activity.